Messenger RNA from Nicrophorus vespilloides, 1399 nucleotides. Its product is annotated as alpha-tocopherol transfer protein-like. The transcript is spliced from 8 exons. Gene Ontology annotation, cellular component: membrane. Gene Ontology annotation, molecular function: phosphatidylinositol bisphosphate binding. Lineage: Eukaryota; Metazoa; Arthropoda; Insecta; Coleoptera; Silphidae. The record is from RefSeq and is a predicted model, not a curated record. Bases 364 to 1323 code for a protein of 319 amino acids.
UUGCUGUUGUUACUCUGCACACAAUAGCGUUCAAUAUUAUCCUCAUUUCAAUACGAUUUGAAUCUGAUGUGUGUAUUCGUUUCGACCUCGUACGAAACGGUGAUUAAGAUUGCUUAGGUUUUUCCUGUUUCUUCCGCACUAAAGUACCUGCGUGCAGAGGCAGAUAUAAGUAGGGAAGUGAUGUAGUGUGUGCUGUGCAUUGUCACUGUAAAGUGCGUCUAACUAAGCUGAUCGUGGGCUUAUUGUUUCGGCUUGAGGUCACCGGAAAGGUCACACAUGAAUUCUAUUUGAAAUUUAAAUCAGUCCAUAAAAUUGCCACCGCAUCAAAAUCAGAUUUACUUUCAUCGAUUCGAAAGCAACUUUAUGGAGGUUCAAAGUGGAAAGGAAGCGAUGACGCCGAUUCUUGGAAACGACACCGAGGGUAUUCCCUUCAUUCAAAUUGGACAUCACGUAUUGCGUUUGGAUUUGGAGGAUCUGGAUGAUCACUACAAGGAGCGAGCCAAGUGCGAGCUUCGGGAAACGCCGGAGAAGCGAAAGGAAUCAUUGGACAAAUUCAAGAAACUGAUAGAAGAUGAACCUAAUCUUGUAAUCCCAUUAGAUGAUGAUUCUUAUUUGUUGAAAUUCUUGAGACCGUGCAAAUUCUACGAGGAGAGCGCUUUCAAGCGGAUGCAGAGGUAUUAUAGAUUUAUGGCGAAGAAUACUAAAUAUACAUCGAAUUUGAUGCCGAGCACAGUCGAAACUGUCUACGCGAACGAAAUUAUCGAAUUCUUACCGUUCAGAGUAAAGGGUUCCAGAGUUAUGAUCUUGAACAUUAAAAAUUGGAAUCCAAAAGACGUCGGCGUUCCUCUGCUAUUUAAGUCGAUAAUCAUGGCUUUGGAAAUUGCUAUGAUCGAGCCAAGGACUCAAGUUGGAGGCGUGCACGUCAUUCUGGAUAUGGAAGGAUUCACAAUAAAUCACGUUAUGCAAUUUUCACCGAUGGUCGCCAAAAUGAUAAUGGACUUUGUACAGGAUUGCGCUGCGACACGGCUGAAAGGAAUCCAUGUAGUCAACCAGCCGUACGUUUUCAACAUGGCAUACCAAAUUUUCAAACCUUUCAUUGGUCAGAAAUUGAAAAGCAGAUUGCAUUUCCAUGGGAAUAAAUGGGAAAAUUUGGUGGAUCUAAUACCGAAAGAUUUCCUCUUGCAAAAGUACGGAGGUUCGUUGGAAUUGAAUUUGAACGGAGUUGGUGAAUUGCUGGUCGAAGUCUUGAAAUAUUACGAAGCCGACUACGAAAAAUUAACGCAUUUUGGUUACGGUAAAGAGUUGCAAGUAGAACAGAAAUGAUGAGGAUCAAAUUGUUAUUAGAAAUUUAAGGUAAUUUAGUGAAUUCCAAUAUUUUCAUUCAAACAUUUAUAUUUAU